Molecule: messenger RNA, 492 nt
Organism: Phaethon lepturus (White-tailed tropicbird)
Lineage: Eukaryota; Metazoa; Chordata; Aves; Phaethontiformes; Phaethontidae
Gene: AK4
Product: adenylate kinase 4
Exons: 4
Coding region: 1-492 (163 amino acids)
Biological process (GO): nucleobase-containing compound metabolic process
Cellular component (GO): cytoplasm
Molecular function (GO): ATP binding; AMP kinase activity; nucleoside diphosphate kinase activity
Source: RefSeq, a predicted model, not a curated record
AUGCCAAUUAAUUCAUCAAGGAACGUGGUGAUUAACAAAUACUACGGCCACAAGCGCUGCGUGAACAAGUACAUGUUUCGUUGCGGUUUCCCUCGGACGCGGGGGCAAGCCGAGGCGCUGGACAGGAUCUGCGAGCUGGACCUGGUGAUCAGCUUGAACAUACCCUUCGAGACGCUGAAGGAUCGCCUGAGCGCCCGCUGGGUCCACCCGGCCAGCGGGAGGGUGUACAACAUGGACUUCAACCCGCCCCAUGUCCGCGGCGUCGAUGACCUGACGGGCGAGCCGCUGGUCCAGCGCGAGGACGACAAACCUGAGGCCGUUGCUGCCAGGCUCAGAAAAUACAAAGAUGCUGCAAAGCCAGUGAUAGAGCUGUACAAGAGCAGGGGCAUCCUUCACUCCUUCUCGGGGACGGAGACCAACAAGAUCUGGCCGUACGUGUACACCCUGCUUUCCAGCAAGAUCCCACCCAUCCUCUCGGACGAGGAGAACUAA